CUGAAAAUGGCGGGCAAGAAAAAGAAAAAGAAAGACAAGAAAAACUUGUCUGGAUCUUUGUCCCACAUAGCGUCUCAAUUGGUUCCCAGUGCGAUAUUUGCUGCUGUACCUCGCAGUGCAAGUGCUCCAUUGUCGUCAACAUGGCCAAGAUCUUCAGCUUCUUCUCCUGUUGCUCGAGCUGUUGGAGAAGCAGGAAACGUUGGUUUUGCAUUCGUGGGAAACAUCAACCGUUCUUCAUCGCAAGCCGAGCUCGAAAGAAACCAAGGGGAAAUUACAGGGAACCUCGAAGGACCACAUGUAGUAUUGCCCUCCACCAGUCAACGACAACCAGGCGAGGAUGAUCCUACGUAUGAAGCUGUAGAAGUUGCUGGGACAAGUAGGUCUGACGGCUAUGAUAAAACAACGAAAUUUUAUCAUAUGAGGAAUGAUGCUAAGACUGAGAAUGAAAGCCAUGAAGUCGCGAAGACUGGCAAUGGACAAAACGGAGACGAUCAUGUUUAUGAUGACGUCGUUGAAGACUGGCAAAACGAUAAUUCGGUGGGAGAGCCUGUUUAUGCUAAAGUAGAUAAAACAAAGAAAACGUCUGUUCUAUCGCAAAUUCAGGGAUCAGAUCAUCCAAAAGAUGAUGAUUAUGAAGGUUCAGGGAUUGAAGUUUCAAGCAGUGAUGAAGAUUUGACAGAUGUAACAACUAAUGAUGAAGAUAGCUCAUUUUCAUCUAAGACAAGACCUAAACAAGUGAACACAAAUAUUGAUAUCCAAAAAGAACAAAAUCAAAACACUAAACUUCAUAAGACAAGGAGAAGGAACAAGGAUGAUGAUACUUCAGAGGAAAGCAGCAGCAAAAAUAUAGAUUCUUUGAUAGCAAAACAUGAAAAGUUGAUGGAAGGACAAGGAAAAAAGCCCAGGAAAUCAAGUGAUAAAAACUUGAAAAAAUCUGAAAUCCAACUUGAUAAAAGUAAUAUCUUGAAUGCCCCACAUGAAGCUAGAACCAAAGAUGAUCAUAGUAUAGAAAUGACAGAAAAUAAGACAUCAGGGGAGUCAGAAAGUAAUCUGAUAAAUAAAAAGAGAAGUUCUAGGAAGUCCAGCCAAAAGAAAAAAGCACAAAUUUCAACAGAAGAGGCAAGACUUGAUGAUAAUACCUCUAGUCACACUAUAAAACCUUUAAGUAGUAAUGGAAAUGGGAGGCCAGACAAGGAAUCCAGGCAGACAGAUAGACUUGGUUUUGAAGGGAUAUCACAGAAUGUUGGUCUUUCUGAUAUAUCUGAGGAUGAGGAAAGCUACUUAUUAAGACUUUCUCAGUCCAAGUUUGAGCACCAAAGAACUGAAUUUGAGAAGGAAAACUUUAAUGAAACACUUACCGAUAGUUUUGAUACUAAUCUUGUUGAAGAGCCGCAAAAUAUUGAGAGCAAUAAUUUUGAUUUGACAGAAGCUAGUCCUGUAUCUUUACAACAGAGUACUGGUAGUUUACAUAAAGGAAAUGGGAAAAGUUAUAGGAGGAAUCCAGAGAGUCCAGACCAGAAUGGUGACAAAAGAGAAUCAAAUGAAAAGAUAUUCAUACAGCAACAAAAACAUCUGGAGGAGUUGAUAAGACAGCAAGAAAAUGUCUACGAACAGCAAGCACAGCAGCAGAAAGAACAACAAAAACAGACUGACAGGCUUGUUCAACAACAACAAGAACUGCAAGGACAGUUGAAGUUGCUGGAGGAGAUUCAGUAUGAUAGAGUACAGGGUUUGUCUUCAGCUGUAAGUGAUCAUGAUGUUAGAAUACAGAAGGAGAUAGUUGAACAGCAGGAGCAGUUUCUCAGAUCACAGCAGAAACAGCAAGUACACUAUGAACAACACCAAGAAAGGAUCUUACAACAACAGGAGAAUCUUUGCAGUCAAAUAAGACAACUAGAACUUCAAAUGAGGGAUGUGAAAUCCAACAUCAGUUCGUUGACUCCCAAAGACAAAGACUUGGCAGAAAUCAGAUGGCAGGAACAGGAGAUCAUUAGACUGCUAAAUGAACAGAAACACCAUCAACAACAAUAUGAACAGCUACACAAACAGCAGCUACAGCAAAUGCAAGACAAAGAACUGAAGUUUAUCCAAGAAAGACAGGCUUUGCAAGUUCAACAAGAUUUCUUGAAAUCAAAGAUGAUAGAACAAGAGGAAAAAAGCAAAAUAUUAGAGAAAGAGUUACAUAAUGUUUCUUCCAAAGAAAAAAGACAUGAGAAGUCUAAGGAUUCUAAGAGAUCUCAAGUGGUACAUACUGAACGAUACCAUGAUGAAGUCGAUGCAGUUCCAUUACCAAGAAAGGAGGCCAAAAAAUCAAGCAAAACCAAAAAAUGGAUCCAUGAUGUGCUAACAGAUAACUCGAGGUUAUUAGAGGUGAAUGCAUCUCUGCAGCAGGAAAAUGCUGUAUUGAAGCAGUAUUCUGAAGCAUUACAGAAGGGAUCUACUGGUGGGUCAUCCUUGAUCAUGCAGCAGCAAAUCAAAGAAUUACAGGAAGAAAACAAAGUGCUUCGAGAGACUGUCCACAGAGUAAAUGUUGAAUUAAGUAGAUACCAGACCAAGUAUCGACAAGCCACAGCAGAGGAUUUUCCAGUUAUGCUGUCCAAAACCAAAGCUAAAGAACCAUCUCCAUGGCUGGUCAAUACAAAAUUCCUGGCACCUUUGUUUCUGGCCUAUGAUGACAGGUUGAAAGAAAGAGAGGACGUCAUCAAGACAUAUGAUGAAGAGCUUGCUUCAUUCAAAGCAAGAUUAAUGGAGAUAGUCAAGGAAAACCAAGACCUUCACAUGAGACUAACACAUUCCAAGCCAGAUGCAUUAGAUUUAGAUGAAUGGCAACAGCUGCAGGUACAAGCCAAGCUUGUUGUGGAAGAAAAUGAGCUGUUGAUGAAACAGCAGGACCAACAACACAAAAAACUGAAAGAACUGCAACGAUCUCACGGACAAGAUGUGUCCAAACUUUCUAUGCGCAUUGCUACACUGGAAUCAGAAAAGAGAAAUCUCGAGACUGAGCUGGAGGAAUCUCGACACAACUGCGCUAACAUGAGUCAAAAAUAUAAAGAAAUGAUAGAUGAGGAAGAAACAAAGAUAAAUGUUGAGGCACAUCUUUCUAUGAUUGAUGAAUGUAGAAGCGUGAUGGAAGAUCUAAGUUCAAAGAAAAAGUCAGAGAUAGAAGAUCUUGAGUCAAGAUUAAAUGUUGUUCAAGAAGAAAAACAGAACCUUGCUUCAAGUCUUGCUGAUUCUAAUGCACAGAUCACCCAGUUAACCAAGGAAUUGGAUGUGUAUAAAAAGAAUCAAAGGAAAUUGGAGCGAAAGACUUUGUUUUUAGAAAAAAAACUAGAACACAUUCUAGAAAGAGAAGUGACAGCUCAGCAAACCUUAUCUGAAGUAUUAAAAGUGGCAGAGAAAACCGCUGAAGAAAGAGACAGCUUUGAAGAGUUCGCCAAGUCGCAAGAACUCCAACGAAAAAAGUCCAAAUCACUGAUCCAUCAAGGAGACCUCGAUAUCCUAGGCUUACAGGAAAAACUAAAGCACAACAAGAAAAAACUUAAUCACAAAGUGGCAUCCAUGACGGGGAGGUUGAAUGACAAGGAAAAAGAAGUUAACAAAAUGAAAGAAGAUUACGAGCAUGAAAUUAAUAGGCUUCGACAUUUGGUUCGCGAGAAGCAAAGUCGAAUCGAGACAAUAAUGGGUGAAAGAAG
This is a messenger RNA of Actinia tenebrosa (Australian red waratah sea anemone), 3692 nucleotides long. RefSeq lists its product as uncharacterized. The record is from RefSeq and is a predicted model, not a curated record. Lineage: Eukaryota; Metazoa; Cnidaria; Anthozoa; Actiniaria; Actiniidae. Gene Ontology annotation, cellular component: centriole; ciliary transition fiber. Gene Ontology annotation, biological process: mitochondrion organization; chemical synaptic transmission; cilium assembly.